Coregonus sp. 'balchen' is the source of this 27462-nucleotide messenger RNA. The record is from the annotation of a GenBank genome assembly. NCBI's taxonomy places the organism in Eukaryota, Metazoa, Chordata, Actinopteri, Salmoniformes, Salmonidae.
GUGGCCAUCAAAAUAGUGGACAAGACGCAGCUGGACGAUGAGAACCUGAAGAAGAUCUUCAGGGAGGUGCAGAUCAUGAAGAUGCUGAGGCACCCCCACAUCAUUCGUCUCUACCAGGUCAGUAGAUCCACAGCUCCGGAGUGGAGUUUGCCCUAAGUACAGAUCUAGUAUCAGCUUCCCCUCCCCCAACCUUAACCAUUUGUAUGGAGAAUGCAAAUCUGACCCAAGAUCAGUGUCUAAGGGCAACUUCACCCUACACCGGAUCCACACCGCUGAUGCAGUGUGUUUAGUAAUGCUGACUGCAGCGGUUAUAUUGUCAAUGCAAAUGUCUGUCUGUCUGCCGUAAGGUGAUGGAGACCGAGAGGAUGAUCUACCUAGUAACAGAGUAUGCCAGUGGCGGGGAGAUUUUCGGUAAGUUUCUGUCUGACUUUUGUAGUGAGCUAUUGUCUUUUUGUAUGCUCACACAGUAACAUUUGACCUCUCCACACAGUAACAUUUGACCUCUCCACCUGCACCCAAUUGUAUGGCUUUGCUACCUAUGUCAAUGGCUCUGACUAGUGACUAUCUGUUUGUCUGUGAUCAUGGGUUUGACUUCGUCAUUGUUUCAAUGUUGAGUUGUGAUGUGGAGCUCGAGAAAUGCGAAGCAAACUUCCUGUAAAAGGCAAAUGAACUGAAUUUGAACUUUGACCUCUCACCUGUGUAUGUUCAGACCACCUGGUGGCCCACGGCAGGAUGGCGGAGAAGGACGCGCGGCGGAAGUUCAAGCAGAUCGUGGCGGCCGUCCACUUCUGCCACUGCCGCAACAUCGUCCACCGAGACCUGAAAGCCGAAAACCUGCUCCUGGACCACAACCUCAACAUCAAGAUAGCAGGUAUAGUACAGAGUGUUUGUGUGAGUGUGUGUAGUUUUCCAACAGAUUUUUAGGAGUGACCAGGUUGAUUUCCCUGACUUCUCUUUUUUUUUUUUCUGUACUCCCCUCCUCCUCGGUCCAUGGUAGACUUUGGCUUCAGUAACCUGUUCUCCCGAGGCCAGCUGCUAAAGACCUGGUGUGGGAGUCCUCCCUAUGCUGCCCCAGAGCUCUUCGAAGGGAAGGAGUACGAUGGACCCAAAGUGGACAUCUGGGUCAGUGUCCUAGUUUUAGUAAUCCUAGUUCCUAUAAGAAACAACCACAGCUACUCCUCAUAGCCUAUACUGGACCAUGGCUACGUCCCAAUUCUCCACCCUUUUCCCAACGUGUGCAUUUGUCUUGCACACUUCCUGGCACACUUCCUGGCAUGGAUUUAACAACGGUGGACAUUCUCUCCAGCCAAUACUUACACCCCAAUCCAGUGCUUUCAAAUCAAUGACAGGGAGUGUGCAUGUGCCCACUUUUGGAAAAGGGUAGAGAUUCUCACCUAUGAGGGAUUACUUCUCCUCAUCCUCCUUUUCCCCUCUAUCUUUCGCUCUCCCUCCAUCUCUCUCUCUCUCUCUGUAGAGUUUGGGCGUGGUGCUGUAUGUUCUGGUGUGCGGUGCCUUGCCGUUUGACGGCAGCACCCUCCAGAACCUUAGGGCCCGGGUGCUGAGUGGGAAGUUCCGCAUCCCCUUCUUCAUGUCCACAGGUGAGACCCGAUGCCAGCACUAAUACCUUGCAAGUUGAAACAAUGGUGUCUUCUACGGUGUUUGACUGGCUGUUUAAGUGUAUAACUAUCACCAGUGUUGCUUCUGACGUUGCGUUCUGUCUGACAGACUGUGAGUACCUGAUCCGACACAUGCUGGUGCUGGAGCCCAGCAGACGCCUCUCCAUGGAGCAGAUCUGUAAGAACAAGUGGAUGAAGCAGGGAGACCCUGACCCAGAGUUUGAGAGGGUGAGUUCCCAAACUCUGGGUCCAUCGAGCUGCUUUUGGAUGAUCUGGCAAGACUGCUCUGACCCAUCGUCUUUGAUUUCAAUGGACUCAAUGAAGAAUGGACCCAACGUUUUAAUGGAUUUUCUCUCCCUGUCUCUUUCUCUCACUCUUUCUCUCACUGUCUCUCUUUCUCUCUCAGUUGAUUGUGGAAUGUGAGCAGGUGAAGUCUGAGAGGGAGACAGAGCUCAUUAACGAGCAGGUGCUGUUGGCCAUGUCUGAGAUGGGACUGGACCGCGAGCGCACGCUCCAGGUGGGACCAACACACACACUAGACAACAUUGUUGCAGUAGACAAACGCUGUUGUGCAUAUGAAAUGCCAUUGGCUUACAGUUGUCUUGGCUGACCGGCGCUCUCGUUUCACCCUGUCUCUCCAGUCUCUGCACACUGAUGCGUACGAUCACUACAGCGCCAUCUACAGCCUGCUCUCCGACCGCCUGAAGAAACACAAGACCCUGCGCGUGGCCCCGCCCACGCCCCGUCCCAUCGGCUACCCUCUCAAUGCUGUACAGGUAACCUUUGCCCCUCAGAUCUACAGAUUCUAAGGAAUCUGAUUGGUUACUAAGAUCAUAUGAAAGAGUAGGAUUGCCGAUAGGGUGGCAGAUAUGUGCGCCAAAGACCUCCGGCCAAUUAAUCUGGUUUAGGGCAAAUGUUUCGAAAUCGUGGCCCAAAGUCCAGAUCUAUGAAUUCAUCCGACUCUGGGUAAGUAGAAGGGAUGCCUUCAUUGCCAAAACCGCGUAAUGUGGUUGUUAUUAUCAGCUGUGUGUGCAGGCAACUGUCUUGUGAGCACUGAGCUGCAGCCAAACGGAGCAGUUGCUAUGGCUACUCACACGCAGAGCGGCCGGGGGACAGACAGAAGAGCAGCUAACGGAGGAAGUUAUUUCUUAUUUCUGCACGUAAAAAUGAGCAUGGGACUGGAGUGAUUUUUAUCCAGACAGGAAAGUUCAGAGGUUAUAGAACUGUUGCGGGAUCAGGACAGUAUAAGGAAAAAAUUUGACAAGACUGGAUAGGAAUUAAUUUUCACUCCCUUGUCAGAGCUCACGCUUGUUUAACCUAUGGAACAUUUUAGUGCCUUAGUAAUUUAGGGUAUUUGAGAGAUUAGUACUUUACACUCACUCCAAGAUUUUGAGGGUAUUUUUUGUGAUAUUUGCAGUUUAAAAUGCUUUAUUUUGCUGCGGCAAUUCUGACAUUUUGAAUGGCAAUAUGUGAUGAUUUUGUCCAAUUUGGUGCGAAAAUGCGCUGACGAGGGGAUACGUUUGUUGACGCUUGGCUUGAUUGAACCAUAUUAUGUGUUGAUUGGUUGAAAUUGCAAGCCCUCUUUUUGUACUGUGCCAAAAUAUUGCCAUGAUUUGACUGUUUUCUGUGGAAAUAGUGCAGUGCUAGGUCAAAUGUCCAAGCCCUCGCAUAAUAGGCCUCCUGUAGCUCAGUUGGUAGAGCAUGGCGCUUGCAACGCCAGGGUUGUGGGUUCGAUUCCCACGGGGGGCCAGUAUGAAAAAUGUAUGCACUCACUAACUGUAAGUCGCUCUGGAUAAGAGCGUCUGCUAAAUGACUAAAAUGUAAAAUGUAAAUAAUAUGCGGGCAAUUGCUGAAUUAAAAAAUAAAUGCAAUCAUGGAAUCCUGGAGGGACUGACUUUAGGACUUUAGUGGUCCUCUGUAGCUCAGUUGGUAGAGGAUGACGCAGUGGAUUCGAUUCCUGGGACCACCCGUAUGGAAAAUAUAUGCAAGCAUGCAAGUGCCUUCAGAAAGAAUUCACACCCCUUGACUUUUUCCACAUUUUGUUGUGUUACAACGUGGGAUUAAAAUGGAUUGAAUUCUCUUCAAAAUACUUGGUCAAAGUGGAAAGGAAAUUAUACAAUUCGUACAUAAAUAAAUAAUAAAACACUAAUCUAUCUUGAUUAGAUAAGUAUUCAACCCCCUGAGUCAAUACAUGUUACAAUCACCUUUGGCAGUGAUUUACAGCUGUGAGUCUUUCUGGGUAAGUCACUAAGAGCUUUCCACACCUGGAUAGUGCAACAUUUGCCCAUUAUUCUUUUAAAUAUUCUUCAAGAUCUGUCAAAUUGGUUGUUGAUCAUUGCUAGACAACCAUUUUCAGGUCUUGCGAUAGAUUUUCAAGCAGAUUUAAGUCAAAACUGUAACUCAGCCACUCAGGAACAUUCACUGUCUUCUUGGUAAGCAACUCCAGUGUAGAUUUGGCCUCGUGUUUUUAGGUUAUUGUCCUGCUGAAAGGGGAUUUCAUCUCCCAGUGUCUGGUGGAAAGCAGACUGAACCAGGUUGUCCUCUAGGAUUUUGCCUGUGCUUAGCUCCAUUCUGUUUCUUUUUUUAUCCUGAAACACUCCCCAGUCCUUAACGAUUACAAGCAUAUCCAUAACAUGAUGCAGCCACCACUAUGCUUCAAAAUAUGUUUGGGGCAAAUCCAAUACUUUGUAUUCAGGACAAUAAGUUAAUUGCUUGCCACAUUUUUUGCACUAUAACUUUAGUGCCUUGUUGCAAACAGGAUGCAUGUUUUGGAAAAUGUGUAUUCUGUACAGGCUUCCUUCUUUUCACUCUGUCAAUCAGGUUAGUAUUGUGGAGUAACUACAAUGUUGUUGAGCCAUCCUCAGUUUUCUCCUAUCACAGCCAUUAAACUCAGUAAUUGUUGUGGUCCUCUGUAGCUCAAUUGGUAGAGCAUGGCGCUUGUAACGCCAGGGUAGUGGGUUUGAUCCCCGGGACCACCCAUACGUAAAAAUGUAUGCACACUUGACUGUAAGUCGCUUUGGAUAAAAGCGUCUGCUAAAUAGCUUAUUAUUAUUAUUAUUAUUAUUAUUAUUAUUAUUAUUAUUAUUAUUAUUAUUAUUAUUAUUUUAAAGUCACCAUUGGCCUCAUGGUGAAAUCCCUGAGUGGUUUCCUUCCUCUCCAACAAGACAGUUGGGAAGGACGCCUCUGUCUUUGUAGUGACUGGGUGUAUUGAUACACCAUCCAAAGUGUAAUUAAUAACUUCACCAUGCACACAGUGAAAUCCAAUGUCUGCCAAUAGGUGCCCUUUGCGAAGCAUUGGAAAACCACCUUGGUCUUUGUGGUUGAAUCUGUGUUUGAAAUUCACUGCUCGACUGAGGGACCUUACAGAUAAUUGUAUAUGUGGGGUACAGAGAUGAGGUAGUCAUUCAGAAAUCAUGUUAAACACUAAACACAGAUUGAGUCCAUGCAACUUAUAAUGUGACUUGUUAAGCACAUUUUUACUCCAGAACUUAUUUAGGCUUGCCAUAACAAAGGGGUUGAAUACUUAUUGACUCAAUGCAUUUCAUCUUUUCAUUUUUUUAUUAAUUUGUAAAAAUGUCAAGAAACAUAAUUCCACUUUGACAUUACAGGGUAUUCUGUGUUGGCCAGUGACAUGAAAUCUCAAUUUAAUACAUUUUAAAUUCAGGCUGUAACACAACAAAAUGUGGAAAAAGUCAAAGGGUGCGAAUACUUUCUGAAGGCACUGUAUGUGGCUUUGGAUAAAAGCAUCUGCUAAAUGGCAUAUUAUAUAUUACAUAUUAUAGUGAAAAGGCAAUUUGAAGGAAGGAUGCCUGUGAGUGACAAUCCUCAUUUCCAUCCGUUACGUUGAGGUGAAUUGAGUGACCCACAUCCACCUAGCAGCAGGCCAGAGCAAAUUGCUAGCCAAUCAGUGCAAUCCUUGAGUGACCUCACCUGUGUGUGUUUGUGCGUGUCUCUCUGUGUGUGUUUGUGUGUGUGUGCGUGUCUUUUUCCUGCAGACGGAUCAGCAGGGUAAUCCUGUUAGCAUGAAUGUCCCUCAUGUCCAGCUGAUCAACCCAGAGAACCAGAUCGUUGAGGUUAGUCAGUCCACUCACAUCCAUUACACAAUCCUUCAAUGCAGCUGCUCUAGUGACACUGACAUGGUGGCCUGUUUUCAAUUAUCACUUUAAGCUUAGCCUCCUAGCACACUUUAUGGUCCAAUGCAGCCGUUCUGGGUAACAUUUAAGUACCUUACUGUGAUUGUUUUCAAUUAAAAUUGGAAAAAAAUAAUAAUAAUUGCUUCUUAGCAAAGAGAAAUUUCUCAAGCAAGAAUUUUGCUUGGACUGUGGUCUGAUUGGGGAGGGGAAAACUAAAAACUAGCUAUAAACAGAGAGGUUUGGAACUCUCUUUCUGAUUGGUCUAUUAACUAAUUUACCAGACAGGCCAGCACUCUAGCCCACCAAAACAUGCUGAAAUUUCAGGCUUUCUUUUCAAACAGCUCUUACACUAAAAGGGCAUUAUCAUAAUUUUCACAGUAUUAUUCCAAUCUCAUAGUGUGGAAAUAUGUAAAACUGCACUGGGCCUUUUAAGCAGGAAUUUAGGAACUUUGUAUCUAGGCCGCACAGUAAUUGUGUUGUUUUGUGGGAUCCUACAGUAAUAUUACCCUGUGAUUCAUAUACAGUACCAGUCAAAAGUUUAGACACACCUACUCAUUCCAGGGUUUUUCUUAAUUAUUUACUAUUUUCUACAUUGUAGAAUAAUAGUGAAGACAUUAAAACUAUCAAAUAGUUAAACAAAUCAAAAUAUAUUUUAUAUUUGAGAUUCUUCAAAUGAGCCACCCUUUGCUUUGAUGACAGCUUUGCACACUCUUGGCAUUCUCUCAACCUGCUUCAUGAAGUAGUCACCUGGAAUGCAUUUCAAUUAACAGGUGUGCGUUGUUAAAAGUUAAUUUGUGGAAUUUCUUUCCUUCGUAAUGCGUUUGAGCCAAUCAGUUGUGUUGUGACACGGUAGGGGUGGUAUACUGAAGAUAGCCCUAUUUGAUAAAAGACCAAGUCCAUAUUAUGGCAAGAACAGCUCAAAUAAGCAAAGAGAAACGACAGUCGAUCAUUACUUUAAGACAUGAAGGUCAGUCAAUCCGGAAAAUUUCAAGAACUUUGAAUGUUUCUUCAAGUACAGUCGCAUAAACCAUCAAGUGCUAUGAUGAAACUGGCUCUCAUGAGGACCGCCACAGAAAAGAAAGACCCGGAGUUACCUCUGCUGCAGAGGAUAAGUAGAGUUAGAGUUAACUGCACCUCAGAUUGCUGCCCAAAUAAAUGCUUCACAGAAUUCAAGUAACAGACACAUCUCAACAUCAACUGUUCAGAGAAGACUGCGUGAAUCAGGCCUUCAUGGUCGAAUUUCUGCAAAGAAACCAAUAAGAACAAGAGACUUGCUUGGGCCAAGAAACAUGAGCAAUGGACAUUAUACCAGUGGAAAUCUGUCCUUUGGUCUGGAGUCCAAAUUGGACAUUUUUGGUUCCAACCGCCGUGUCUUUGUGAGACGCAGUGUGGGUGAACGGAUGAUCUCCGCAUGGAGGAGGAGGUGUGAUGGUGUGGGGGUGCUUUGCUGGUGACACUCUGUGAUUUGUUUAGAAUUCAAGGCACACUUGACCAGCAUGGCUACCACAGCAUUCUGCAGCGAUACGCCAUCCCAUCUGGUUUGCGCUUAGUGGGACUAUCAUUUGUUUUUCAACAGGACAAAGACCCAAAACACACCUCCAGGCUGUGUAAGGGCUAUUUGACCAAGAAGGAGAAUGAUGGAGUGCUACAUCAGAUGACCUGGCAUCCACAAUCACCCGACCUCAACCCAAUUGAGAUGGUUUGGGAUGAGUUGGACCGCAGAGUGAAGGAAAAGCAGCCAACAAGUGCUCAGCAUAUGUGGGAACUCCUUCAAGACUGUUGGAAAAGUAUUCCUCAUGAAGCUGGUUGAGAGAAUGCCAAGAGUGUGCAAAGCCGUCAUCAAGGCAAAGGGUGGCUUCUUUGAAGAAUUUAAAAUAUAUUUUUGAUUUGUUUAACACUUUUUUGCUUACUACAUGAUUCCAUAUGUGUUAUUUCAUAGUUUUGAUGUCUUCACUAUUAUUCUACAAUAUGGAAAAUAGUAAAAAUAAAGCAAAACCCUUGAAUGAGUAGGUGUGUCCAAACUUUUGACUGGGACUGUAUAUCGAACUCUGAAUUGCUCAGAUACACAUACCACAUACACAAAUGCAGAAACAAAUUGUUACACAUACAGAUAUUAUUUGUCUUUUGUGUAGCCGGAUGGAAACAUGGCCCUGGACAGUGAUGACGCGGAGGAGCCGUCUCCAGAGGCCAUGGCUCGAUACCUGUCCAUGAGGCGUCACACUGUGGGCGUCCCAGACCCCAGGUACUGUAUACACCUUGUCUCUCCCGCCUGUCUGUCUGUCUGUCUCUGGCUGUUUGGUUGGCUGGCUGUCUGGCUAUCUAGCUGGUUGUCUUUCUGUCUGUGUGGGUGUGUACGUGUGUGCUUGCAUCUCCUUACUGACUGUGUUCUUCUCUAUCAGGACGGAGAUGCAGGAGGAUCUGCAGAAGCUGCCCCCUGGGUUCACCCGUGUGGCCCCCCAGCCCCCCUUCCCCAUGCCCCCUACCAUGGGCCACAUACACACACUGAUGCCCACCCAGAACCCACACCUGCAGCCCACACAGCAGCUGGAAUACAAGGUGAGGGAUCGAAAGGCAUGUGUGUUUCUUUUUGUGUAUGUAUGUAUGUGUGGUAUGACAGAGUAUAGUUACAAAGUCCAUGUAUAUUUAUAUAUGUGUGGGCCACACUGAUGCCCCUCCCUCUCUCUGUCCCUCCAGGAGCAGUCCCUGCUGCAGCCCCCCACCCUGCAGCUGCUGAAUGGCAUGGGACCCCUGGGUCGCAGGGCCUCGGACGGCGGGGCCAACAUCCAGCUGCACGCCCAGCUACUGAAGAGGCCACGGGGACAGUCCCCUCUGGUCGCCAACCCUGUGAGUCCCAUUAUUUCAAAUGCUUGGGAGUAUUUAUUUGUAUUUGAGUAUUUUUUAAAUACAUGCCAGUACUUUUCUAGUGCAUUUCCAAAUGCAUUCCAAUAUUCAACUACUUGUGUUUUCCCAAAUGUCUUUGAAAGUAAUUGAAAUACCCUAAAUAGUAUUUGAAUGGAGGUCUGUUAAGAGCAUAGUUUUUGUCUAGUCCAGUCUGCUAUGUCCCUGCUCUGUCUACUGAGGUGACAGUUUGUUUUAUACACCCCCCACCUGUUUUCAGAGUGUCACUGUCCAACAUUGUUUUUCCUCAUCAUGUUCUCUCCAUCUCCUCCUCCCGUUCUCUCCCUCCUUCUCGCAGCACCCCAUCCCGGCUGUGGCUCCGGUGGAUGAGGAGGGUUCUGACGGGGAACCCGACCAGGAGGCGGUGCAGAGGUAAACCUGGGAGGGUGACAGGGACAGGGGGGUUUUGGGGCGUGACCGUAGAAGCGCUGGUGUUCCUGGGUUACUGGGAGUCGAGGUGCAAGUAGGCUGCAGCACUGCUUUCUGCCACCGGUGGACCUGGCCACUAUUGUUCCGGUGCCUUCUUACCCCCCCUCUCCAUCACGCAACUGGCUUUCAUAAGGCAAUCAAUCAACUCUUCUCCAACUUCUACCAAAUCUACCUCUCUAAAUCUCCUCUUAAAAUAUGUCUAUCUCUCAUUUCAAAUUAUGCCGCCCAAUUAUUUUGCCACGGCUUCGCUUACACUAAGCUUGCUCAAACAAUCCAAUCCUCAAAUUGGAACGGGGGGUUGUGGGAGUUAUCUGAUAUGUGAUUCGUCCUGCCUGAAGGAAGGGGGAGGGUGGUUUUGCCCCUCCCCCACGCAAGGGCCAAUGAGGACAGAGAGCUGACCAGUGCUGCUUCCUGUCUCCCUCCCCGCGGCCCAGGUACUUGGCGAACCGCUCCAAGCGGCACACGACGCACGCGCUCAUGAGCACAGCGCACGGCGGUGAGCCGCUGGCAGACUCGCAGAGGCCCCAGGGCUCCCGGCAGAGGGGGUGGGCCCCGGAGCAGCACUGCCGGUGAGGGGCCCCACACUGAGGCUGACAGACACCCCAGGCCAGGGGGGGCAUGCAUGGGCCCCAACACACAGCAACGAGGGACCAGGGACAGUAACUAGAGAUAGGGACACAAUCACUAAGGCGCACAGACACACAUACACCCCCUUCACUGAGCCGAAAGUCCACACUGGGGGGGGGGGGGGGGUAUGCAUGGCCCCAGCAUUCAGCGAGGCAGGGUAGGGGUACGGGAACUUUAGAGACAUUCACCGAGACACAUAUUCUCACUCUAUAAUGAGCUGAAAGUCCACACCAGGGGGGCAUGCAUGGGCGCCAGCCAGCACACAGGAGCAGGGACCUGGACAACAGUGCACCAUGCAGGUUACACUAUCACAGUCACCAGCUUGAAGCAUGCAAUAUGAGGACUUCUAGUGAACCAGGGGUAUGCUAGGUAACAGAACUGUUAUCAGAGCCUUGCUCCGAGUUCUCCUCCUGAGCUGCAGGUCAGCCAUUGGACAGUCGGUUGUGGAGAAGCUGCCAUCUCAUUGGAUGAGGUCUGUCUGGCCAGGACGGGCCCUAUGUAUCAAGCAUCUCAGACUAGGAGUGCUGAUCUAGAAUCAGAUCCCCCCAUCUCUUCUCCAUCUAUUAUUCAUUAUGAUCUAAACGGCAAAACUGAUUCUAGAUCAGCACUCCUACUCUGAGAUGCUUGAUACAUACGGCCGGCCGUUGAUCUUCUGAUAUUGAUUGAACACGUUCAACUCUGUUUAGGAGAAACAUCGUUAUUAUCCCAAACUGUUCAUUCUACAGCCAGUUUAAGUUAGCCUAAGCUAUUCUCUGAUUUCUCUAGCUAGCUAUUCUCGAUGACCGCAAAUGAAGGACGCUUAGAUGUUACAGCCAGGUAUGGGAUUCUCCAAAUGAGCCUGUCGAUCAGGUCUUGGUUUGGACUUGGUAUGAUGAGACACGGAUGCAGUCCUGCUGUGUGUUGCUGUGGAUCCGGUGUUCACGGCUCUAUGAUCAGCUCUGUGUUUACAGUGACAUUAUGAUGCAGAGAGACCAGAGUAGCUCAUGUAAAUGUGUUUUUUCAUUUUUCUAUCUGUGUAUGACUGUGUCUGUGUGCGACUUCACCUGUGUAUGCAUUUCUGCGACUUCAUUUCUGUAUCCGUUCCUGUCUAUGUCUGGCUCCUGUCUAUGUCUGGCUCCUGUCUAUGUCUGGCUCCUGUCUAUGCAUCUGGAUCUGUGUGUCUGUGUGUGUGCGGCUCUGUGCGUCUCCCCAGGUCCAGCUACAAGGACUGUAACACCCUGCACUUGCCCAUGGAGCGUUUCUCCCCCGUGAGGCGCUUCUCCGAUGGAGCCACCACCAUCCAGGCCUUUAAGGCCCACCUGGAAAACAGCAGCCUCAUCAGGCAGCUCAAACAGGUACUGUACACCCCCACCUGGUUCAAUACACCCCCACCUGGUUCUGUACACCCCCACCUGGUUCUGUCUUCCCGAGUGGCGCAGUGGUCUAAGGCACUGCAUCACAGUGCUAGCUGUGCCACUAGAGAUCCUGGUUCGAAUCCAGGCUCUGUCGUAGCCGCCGCGACCGGGAGACCCAUGGGCGGUGCGCAAUUGGCCCAGCAUCGUCCAGGGUAGGGAGGGAAUGGCCGGCAGGGAUGUAGCUCAGUUGAUAGAGCAUGGCGUUUGCAACGCCAGGGUUGUGGGUUCGAUUCCCACAGGGGGUAUGAAAAAAAUAAUGUAUGCACUAACUGUAAGUCGCUCUGGAUAAGAGCGUCUGCUAAAUGACUAAAAUGUAAAUGUAAUGUAAAUGUUCUAUACACCCCCCCACCGGGUUUUAUACACCCCCACCUGGUGUUGUAAACCCACACCUAGGGCUGUUACGGUGACCGUAUGUAUUACAGCAGUCAAAUUCCACAUGACCAUUUAGUCAAGGUAACUAGGCUUCUCCAAAAUUGCACUCUGAUGCUGCUGAUGGUCAUUAGCCUACCAAGCUUGCUUAACUGCCAGUCGCUAAUGGUCUGGUACUCAGCGCUCUGUUGUCCCUCUAAUCACUCUGACAUCAAUGCAAAUGCUGUCGAAAAUAAAAUCAAACAGCCCGUGAGCUCAUGUUGCACAACAUUUCUAUAGGCUAUGCAACUGUAUUUUGAAAUAUUGCGAUAUGCUUGGCUUGGCCUCUCUACUUUUUGCAACUCAACAAUAAUCCUUCCGUCUGUAGGCAAUACGAUUUUAAACAAUUCACUUUUUUUUUUAAAGAAGCUAAUUAUCCUCUGUGGCCAAAUCAUGCUUUAGGAGCCUACUUUGAAUUAUUUUGUUUAUUUCUGUAUAGACAGGAGGAGGCUAAUUUGGCUAUAUAAUUUUGGCAAUUUAAUUCAAUUUACUUUAGGGAAAGCUUAGCUUCCCUUAGUCUUAUGGACGCGCCGCCUAUGCUUUCAUAUUAAAAACGUAACCGCACGUAACCUCCAUUCGCUAUUCGAGUGCAGGCUAUGGAUGACAUGUUUUCUUUUUGUGGGCAAUUCUAAAUCAAAAAUAAUUCCACACACUCGCUGGCACGGAAAUAGGCAUGAAUGAUCAGUUCCCGAAGAAAGCCGCAAUGUUCUGUACACACUAUUCAAGGAGAAUAGAUUAAAAGGGAAACGUGUAGCUCUCGUAGUCGAUAAACUGUAUAUUGAUAACCAAAUGUUCCGAGAUACCAAGACCACUCCAUGGCUAUUCUAAAUAUUACGAAGUUCCCAUAGAGGAGUGGAAUAAUGGAACACCCAAUACUAUCCAUGGUAGGGAUUGUAAUAAGAAAAUAUACAGGGAAACAAUCAAAUACAACAAUUGAUAAAGAAAUAAACUACAACUACACUAUAUCAUUCAAGAUGGUAGGGAAUGUUGUAAAAUAAUUAUUAUUCGACUUUCUAUUUAUAGUAUUUUAUAAAUAGAAAAGACAGCAUUAGAAGAAAGGAUAAUUAGCUAAAUAAUACAUCUUCAAAUAUAACGAACUGGAACACAAAAGUACUCAGAAUCAACAUGGUAGGGAUAAAAACACAGCAAACAGAGGACAUACAGUGACAGGCGAAAGUAUUCACCCCCCUUCGCAUUUUCCCUAUUUUGUUGCCUUACAACCUGGAAUUAAAAUGGAUUUUUGGGGGGUUUGUAUCAUUUGAUUUACACAACAUGCCUACCACUUUGAAGAUGCAAAAUAUUUUUUCUUGUGAAACAAACAAAAAAUAAGACAAAAAUACAGAACUUGAGCAUGCAUAACUAUUCAUCCCCCAAAAGUCAAUACUUUGUAGAGCCACCUUUUGCAGCAAUUACAGCUGCAAGUCUCUUGGGGUAUGUCUCUAUAAGCUUGGCACAUCUAGCCAGUGGGAUUUUUGCCCAUUCUUCAAGGCAAAACUGCUCCAGCUCCUUCAAGUUGGAUGGGUUCCGGUGGUAUACAGCAAUUUUUAAGUAAUACCACAGAUUCUCAAUUGGAUUGAGGUCUGGGCUUUGACUAGUCCAUUCCAAUACAUUUAAAUGUUUCCCCUUAAACCACUCAAGAGUUGCUUUAGCUGUAUGCUUAGGGUCAUUGUCCUGCUGGAAGGUGAACCUCCGUCCCAGUCUCAAAUCUUUGGAAGACUGAAACAGGUUUACCUCAAGAAUUUCCCUGUAUUUAGCACCAUCCAUCAUUCCUUCAAUUCUGACCAGUUUCCCAGUCCCUGCCGAUGAAAAACAUCCCCACAGCAUGAUGCUGCCACCACCAUGCUUCUCUGUGGGGAUGGUGUUCUCGGGGUGAUGAGAGGUGUUUUGGUUUGCGCCAGACAUAGUGUUUUCCUUGAUGGCCAAAAAGCUCAAUUUUUGUCUCAUCUUACCAGAGUACAGUCUCCCACAUGCCUUUUUGGCGAACACCAAACGUGUUUGCUUAUUUUUUUCUUUAAGCAAUGGCUUUUUUCUGGCCACUCUUCCAUAAAGCCCAGCUCUGUGAAGUGUACGGUUUAAAGUGGUCCUAUGGACAGAUACUCCAAUCUCCGCUGUGGAGCUUUUCAGCUCCUUCAGGGUUAUCUUUGGUGUCAGAUUAAUGCCCUCCUUGCCUGGUCCGUGAGUUUUGGUGGGCGGCCCUCUCUUGGCACGUUUGUUGUGGUGCCAUAUUCUUUCAAUUUUUUAAUAAUGGAUUUAAUGGUGCUCCGUGGGAUGUUCAAAGUUUCGGAUAUUUUUUUAUAACCCAACCCUGAUCUGUACUUCUCCACAACUUUGUCCCUGACCUGUUUGGAGAGCUCCUUGGUCUUCAUGGUGCCGCUUGUUUGGUGGUGCCCCUUGCUUAGUGGUGUUGCAGACUCUGGGGCCUUUCAGAACAGGUGUAUAUAUACUGAGAUCAUGUGACAGAUCAUGUGACACUUAGAUUGCACACAGGUGGACUUUAUUUAACUAAUUAUGUGACUUCUGGAGGUAAUUGGUUGCACCAGAUCUUACUUAGGGGCUUCAUAGCAAAGGGGGUGAAUACAUAUGCACGCACCACUUUUCCGUUAUUUAUUUUUUAGAAUUUUUUGAAACAAGUAUGCACAGUAUGUGGGUAUGUAUGGGUGUAUUGUGAUGGUGGGGGGGGGUUGUGUUUGGAAAAGUGUGUUAAGUGAGUGUAAAGUUAAGUGAGUGAAAAAGGCAAAUGGUUGCAAAUCCCAGAGCCCAUGUGUGUCUGCGAGCAGGGGUUGUGAGAGCGAGCUUUCAGUCUUGUGCAGAUAUGGGAUAUACAUUAAAAAUAUAUAUAUAAAUAUAUGUCCUAUCAUGAUGGGACGGUCCCCAACCCUAUACUCUAGACACCCACUUGAGCGACCCAUACACUAAGGAGAAGUCUUUAUCUGUAUCUAGCCCUACACUCAGCCAAAACAGAAAGAUAAAUUCGGUCAGAGACCCACUAAAGCAGCACCGCCCCCUCAAGAUUCUGAGCCUGCCUGGCAGGGUCGGUCCUACAAAGCCAAAGCUCCCUGAUGGGUGAGCAUAAUAUACAAAGAAUUUCUCCAUCAGCUAGGAUUUGACAUUGGUUAAUCAAAUCUCCCCAUUUUUGCAUGCCGUCUCAAACAGCUGCAACUGUAUAUGCAUUCGCACAUCAAGUCCUUUCUUGAGUUGGGCUCGAGGAUGGAACAACUGUUGAGCAUCUGAGCUUGUGGUUGUUUGUGGGGGAAAGGGGUUGAGUGUGUAUGAGUAUGUAUCCCACAUCUGUUGCUAUGGGGUAAUGAUGUUAGUGACAAUAUAGCAUGAAUCACAAUUAGGGUGGUGGCGGUCACAAAAUGUUGUCAGCCGGUGAUUGUCAAGCAAAUAACUGUCGGUCUCACGGUAAUUGACCGUUAAUUAACAUAAACACAUUUAGUAUCUCCUGGCUUCCACAAAGCAUACAAGCCAUUAAAAAAAGUAUAAUAAAUACAUGUAAUAUAGCCUACACCUUCACGAAUAAAUCCAUUACUUAUUUUAGACAGGUCUAAAGAAGCAUGAUAUGAAGAAAAUGUAGUCUAUUUCAGAAGAAAAUAAUAGUAUACUCUUGAGUUGUCCUUAUGUUAUGUCCUGAUGUGGCUAUGCCAAAUGGCUGUGGGCUACACUAGUUCAUUUUGCAGACAAGAUUUGCUUAGAAUUCUGUGGCAUUAUUUUAUAUUAUUUUAUAGUAUGAAGAAUACAAUUGAACAAAGCUGAAUAAAAUAUAAAUAUUUUCUCCAAACAAUUUGAAGGAGUUGGCAAAUGCGGCUAUUCUGUGUUGAGCGUUUAACAAAGAAAUAGGUACUCCUAUAUGCUUAAUUUAGAGUUAUUAAUGUAACUUUAGUUCUACAAACGUUGGGCUAUAUGUUUAGAUUUUUAAUACAUUGUAAGGCUGCAUGAUGAGACUAAUGAUGAUUUGAAAAAAGUUGCUUGAAAGGCAUGAGCUCUGCUUUGUUUUUUUGCGCAGGCUGUACACACUCCAAUAGUCUCUCAUUCACAAUUUGACAAGCACUUGAUACUGCCUCAAAAUUCACGGCGGCAUCCCCUUUGUGGCCAUAGUGCACCCUAAAAAAAUCCAUGCCUUUUGCAGCCCGUAGUGCUGCGUUGUGCCCUUCUCCAUGAGUGUGCUGCGCAAUCCGAAGCGCCUCUCACUCACAUGGCUCUCUGUCACGUGAUCAGGUCUUUCUCACAGACUACAAGUGAAGACAGACACAUCGGGGACGCAACUGCACUCGUCCUAAUCCAAUUCCGAGGUGCAUAUUGAAGAUAUUGGAAGAACUGUCCACAUUUACUUUUUGUCAGCCAACAAGAUGAGUAGGCCUAACGAACAGCAAAAGCACUAGCCUAUGUCAAUCUACUAUCCCCCAUAGUACAAAAGUUGAUCUGUUCUGUGCGAGAAAUAAAUAUUCCAAACAUAGUCUGGACAGUUGUGGGAUGCGAUAAAUCCCAAAUUAAUACAACCACUAGCAUCCCAAAACUUUUUUUUAUGAAAUGUGGCUGACUCAACAGAUCAGAAUGUUUAGCUUAAAAUGUUGAUAAACUAUUAGGCUAUUUUUUCACAUUAUGUGCAGCAAUGUGCACAUGGUAGUAGGCUAUAAGCGCGAAUGUUCCAUUAGAUGAAAACACCAUUAGCAAAAGUGACCGCAAAUGCAAUUAUGCAUGUAAUGCUUUUAUUAUAAAAGUGCAUUUGUAUGGUGAAAAUGAUCUUCCCCAAACUUGAAACUCACACGCUGCUUAUAUAUGCCAGUUAGGCUCUACACCCGUUGUAAAGCGGAUUAAUGUGCUUAAUUUUAAUAAGUUAUUUAGGCCACUUUAGUUGUGAUACAAAUCUUAUUAAAACAUAUAGGCCUAUGGGCUAGGCUACAUGAGGUGUGCGACUAUGAUUAGAAAAAGUUGCAAAAAAAAGGCAUUGUUGCUUAUGCUGGGCAUCACUCACAAGUGAUAAUAUAUCAUUCACAAGUGAUAGGCUAAUAUUGUCACCCAUCAGACUAUUCUUGAUUUAAUCUUGUCUUUACAUAUACAAAAUAAUAUAUGUGUGACAUUUGUUUUGAUUUAGAAUGGACCAUUAUCAUGCACCUGUAUCAAAACAGGGGCAGCAGGAAAGAAUACAUGUAAUCUAUGCACUUAAAUAGCGAAUGGAGGACGCUUUUCCCGUGGUUCAUUUUCAUGGCAGCCAGGUAGGCUAUACUCGUGUUGUAAAUAUAAGCAAUGUGCUUAAUAUUAGGAAAGUUGAGAAAUAAAUAUAGUAGGCCUAGCCUAUAGAAAGCUGAUGGGAUCCUCCUCUUUCUAUUAGCAGCCAUCACUCAGUUUUUUCCCGCAAUUCCAUAGCCUAUAGAAAUGUUGCGCAACAUGAGCUCAUGGGUUCUCAUUAAGUGUUUGAUUCGAUUUUCGAAUACAUUUGCAUUGAUGUCAGAGUGAUUAGAGGGACAAUAGAGUGCUGAGUACCAGGCAGUUAGCAAGUUUGGUAGGUUACUAAUGACCAGCAGCAGCAUCAGAACUUGGAGAAGCAUAAUUACCGUGACUAAACGGUCAUGUGGAAUUUGACUGCCUUCAUGACUCGUGACCGCCGGUGUGGCGGUAAUACGGUCCCCGCAACAGCCCUAAUCACAAUAAUUGUUGGCUAAAAUAAUAAUUGUUUGGCACAAAUGUAAUUUUUGUAAUGGAAAUCCUGGUAAUAGGUAACAAUCCUUUGCAUGAACUGCCUACAUUAUUACGCAUAUUAUUCGUUAAUUGUGGAAAUUAAGAUAUGCAAGAUUUUUUUAUAUAUACUACCGGUCAAAAGUUUUAGAACACCUACUCAUUCAAGGGUUUUUCUUUAUUUUUACUAUUUUAUACAUUGCAGAAUAAUAGUGAAGACAUCAAAACUAUGAAAUAACACAUAUGGAAUCAUGUAGUAACCAAAAAAGUGUUAAACAAAUCCAAAUAUAUUUUAUAUUUGAGAUUCUUCAAAUAGCCACCCUUUGCCUUGAUGACAGCUUUGCACACUCUUGGCAUUCUCUCAACCAGCUUCACCUGGAAAGCUUUUCCAACAGUCUUGAAGGAGUUCCCACAUAUGCUGAGCACUUGUUGGCUGCUUUUCCUUCACUCUGCCUUCUGACUCAUCCCAAACCAUCUCAAUUGGGUUGAGGUCGGGGGAUUGUGGAGGCCAGGUCAUCUGAUGCAGCACUCCAUCACUCUCCUCCUUGGUAAAAUAACCCUUACACAGCCUGGAGGUGUGUUGGGUCAUUGUCCUGUUGAAAAACAAAUGAUAGUCCCACUAAGCCCAAUCUAGGUGGGAUGGCGUAUCACUGCAGAAUGCUGUGGUAGCCAUGCUGGUUAAGUGUGCCUUGAAUUCUAAACAAAUCACAGAUAGUGUCACAAGCAAAGCACCCCCACACCAUAACACCUCCUCCUCCAUGCUUUACAUGCAGAGUUCAUCCGUUCACCCACACCGCGUCUCACAAAGACAUGGCGGUUGGAACCAAAAAUCUCCAAUUUGGUUUCCAGACCAAAGGCCAGAUUACGACCGGUCUAAUGUCCAUUGCUCGUGUUUCUUGGCCCAAGCAGGUCUCUUCUUCUUAUUGGUGUCCUUUAGUAGUGGUUUCUUUGCAGCAAUUCGACCAUGAAGGCCUGAUUCACACAGUCUCCUCUAAACAGUUGAUGUAGAGAUGUGUCUGUGACUUGAACUCUGUGAAGCAUUUAUUUGGGCUGCAAUUUUUGAGGCUGGUAACUCUAAUGAACUUAUCCUCUGCAGCAGAGGUAACUCUGGGUCUUCCAUUCCUGCGGCGGUCCUCAUGAGAGCCAGUUUCAUCAUAGCGCUUGAUGGUUUUUGUGACUGCACAAAGUUCUUGAAAUGUUCCAUAUUGACUGUCCUUCAUGUCUUAAAGUAAUGAUGGACUGUUGUUUCUUUUUGCUUAUUUGAGCUGUUCUUGCCAUAAUAUGGUCUUUUACCAAAUAGGGAUAUCUUCUGUAUACCCCCCCUACCUUGUCACAACACAACUGAUUUGGCUCAAACGCAUUAAGAAGGAAAGACAUUCCACAAAUUAACUUUUAAGAAGGCACACCUGUUAAUUGAAAUGCAUUCCAGUUGACUACCUCAUGAAGCUAGUUGAGAGAAUGCCAAGAGUGUGCAAAGCUGUCAUCAAGGCAAAGGGUGGCUAUUUGAAGAAUCUCAAAUAUAAAAUAUAUUUGGAUUUGUUUAACACUUUUUUUUUGGGUGGGGGGGGGUCCAAUGCAAAUAGUCCAGGUAGCCAUUUAGUUAGCUGUUCAGCAGUCUUAUGGCUUGGGGGUAGAAGCUGUUACGAAGCCUUUUGGACCUAGACUUGGAUUGAUUUGAAUCUCUUUUAUCAUUGCAUUCUAUUAUCAUUGGGUAUUCUGAGUGAAAGUGACAGCAAAUAAUGCUAUUUAUUAUAUUUUGGGUUCCACUGUCUUUCUUUGUGUGGCCUCUAACGACAAUAUGUUUGUGUGUUUGUGCGCGUAUGUGUACCAGGAGUGUGAGCAGCUGCAGAAGAUGUACGCUUGCCCACAGGACGAGAGGCUGCUGGAGCACACACAACAACAACAUUUCCUGUACCAGCAGGAGCAGCAGAUUCUACACCAGCAGAUACAGGUCACUGUGACACACAUACACACGACACACACACACACGACACACAUUGCAUAGUUUGUAUCAGCGGGAGCAGCGUUUUCUACACUAGCAGAUGGAAGUCACUAUGACCCUAGCCAAGCCAUUUCUGUCCUCAUCUCUUCUCUCUCUGAAAGACACACUCUCACAGCAUGAAAUCCAGGUCCAUGUGACACAAACGCAGUAAACACAUGCCAUUAUGUGUUCCUAAAUAGUUAGUUCUUCCUUCUGCAGGCCCUGUCUUUGGGACACGGAGAGUGCCAGCCCAGUCAUCUUACCCACCAGCUCCAGAGGUGAGAACACCACAUACACAUGCACCCUGAGUUGUCAACAACGCUGAGCGAGAGACUAAUGAUAAUCAUUAGUGACACAUUUUUAUGUAUUUGUUUUUAGACACAUAGGUUCAGGGUAACACAUUCAAUGGCAAUAGUCUGCUAAACACAUGUAGCGCAGCUCAGAGAAGCUCCACCAACAAGCCAGGCUUUUGUGCCGCUAUAUUGAUUUGAGGGUUAUUUACAUCCCUGUCUGUUCUCUCCCUUCCCUCAGGUUGCGUAUCCAGCCCUCCAGCCCACCGCCUACACAUCCCAGCAACCACCUGUUCAGACAGCCCAAUCAGAGUCCCCCUCCAACAGCGAUGAUGCAGGGGCAUGGUGAGUUCUAACUCCACCCCUUAGCCUUAUUUGUCUUUUUAUUGGACUAAAGGACUGAAUGAUCAGUCAAUAUGACUAAAUUGUUAAUGAUCCCUUAUUAGGACUAAGUGAUGGUUGAAAUAACCAGUUUGUAGAUACAGUAGCUCUCUCCUGACUGACUGAUCUCUCCCUCCUCCCCCCAGGUGUGCCAUCAGCGGUUCAGUACCAGCACGGCCCCGCUCUCUACCAGCCCUCCAGCGGGAGUCCUCCCCCUUGUGGCCUCCGCCCCGUCACCCUGCCUCCCCAGCAGCAGCAGCCCUGCUCUUCCUCCCGUGGUGGGGGCGUCCCCAUGCCCCAGCAGCAGGUGACUAUCCAGGUGCAGGAGGUGGAGCUGGGAGGAGGCGGGGGCCUGCAGCGUCAGCAGCAGGCCUUCCUUUCCACGCCGUGCGGCCACCGGGUCCUGGGGAAGCAGCUGAGCGCAGACAACGCUGAGACCCACAGGUGACCCUCGCGCUGCCGCUCGCCCGUGCGCCAGACCCGGCAUGGCUGUUUCCCUUUGCACUUCACCAUAAGGAUACUCCUGCAGCAGUUUUUUCUGCCAUUACUUUUCUUCAACUUUUAUGUUCUUCAACUCUGUGUUUUGGACUUUCUCGCAUGUACUCACUCUGUGAAUUCUUCCAUAUUUAUUUUAGUUUUCAUCAUGUUCACAGUUAUUGUAGAUUUCAGUCUCUCAUACAUCAGUCAACCCUAGGAAGCCAUGUUCCUGAAUUCAAAAACUCACUCAUAGGACAGUUUUAUAAACGUGCUGCCCGUUAUGUGAAUCUUUUUGGGCUUGUAUUAUUUUGGGGGGGGUUAGAGCCAGCACGUGGUGCAUCCUAAAUGGCCCUGGUCAAAAGUACUCUAUAUAGCAGGGAUGUCAAACAUACGGAUCCGUGAGCCCGGUCAAUCCGGCCCUUUCGAAAACGAAAGCUAGACAGUCAGCGAUCAUAGAAAAUCCCAAAAGCGAUAGAUAGAGGGUUAUGUUACAUUUUGCAAAUUUUGACUGCGAGGAAAUAUAAUCAUUGUUAGGUGCGGCCCUCGGGACCUCGUUGAAGACUGAAUGCGACCGGCGGGGCACAUCUUUUGGACACCCCUGCUAUUUAGGGACACAUAGGGUCUUACACCUGAUAGGUUAGUGGAUUUCAGACAAAUUCUUGUGGGUUUUUACAUUGAGAAAUACAGUUGUUACUAAAGUGUUUUGAUAACCCAAAAAACCUACUUGGCUGAGGAAGAAGACAUCACGUCACCACUGAAUCCUCCGCUGAGAUUGGCUGACUAAAUGGACGUAGGUGGUGGGAUGACUGCUAGUGGUAGAAGUGUCACCCCACUGUAGGAACUAGGCAGAUCUACACUCAACAGUCUGUGUGUUGUAUUUCUAUGUUUAGUCUAGACCCAGUUCACUGAUGGGGUGAUAAGCUUGGCGGUUACCUCAUUAUUGGAUUUUCCUGUCAUUUCUUCUGGCAAAGCAACAGAAUUUGUGUGUAUUUGACUGCUUACACACCCCUCAGUGGACUUGUGACCUAUAAUCCGGAAGGGUUUCUGUGCUGAUGAUGACCCAUAAUUGGGGUUCAUAGUGUUGUAAUUAAAGGUGUAGAAGUACAUGUAGAAUUGUAUUGUCAUUGUAUCACGUAGACAUAUUUGUGUUUUGUGACAUUCUCCUCUCACCUCUCAUAAUGUUCAUAAAUAACUCAUUUCCGUUUUAUACUACUAAUAAUAAUAACUGUCCUUUUUUUCUUAUAUACUUCCUCAAUCCCAAAUACUUUAUCUCAAUGGUGUAUUUGUUUUUUUCCACUCAGAACUCUCAGUAUUUGCAAGAGUUUGUGUUGGAUGAUACACUUUGUUGCUAGUGGCAUUAGCUGACUAUUCCCCCUUUCUUCCCUGGUCCCUCCCUCCCCAGUCGCAGCCUCGGACGGUUCAACACAUACGACCAGGCCGCCUUCAACAACCCCCAUCUGUUCAGUGAGGGGUCUCGGCCCUCGGGAGUGGUGGGGGGCUACAACCCCUACCUCCAGGGGACCUCCCUCAAGGUGCCAGGGAUGGAGGGCUACCAGGGUGGGGUGGUCGGUGGGGCCGGAGGCGGGGGCUACGGGAGCCCCUCUGCCCUGCAGCAGGCUCUGCUCUCCCCCACCCCCCUGGAGUACCGGCCCCAGCAGCACGUCACCCCCACCCUACAGGGUCUCCUCUCCCCCCGCCACUCCCUGACAGGUCACGCCGACCCCCGUCUGCCCCCCCAGGACCUGGCCUCCCUGCUGAAGAGGCAGAGCCCUAGACCGGCACCCCCCACGCUCCCCAACGUGCCCCAGGACUACGGGGAGAUGCUGCUGCGCCAGCUCGGCCAAGGGGAGUCUCUGGAGGCGGGGAGCCCCUACCAACACCUCCUCCAGAUCAGGCCCCCAGAUGUCCAGCCCCCCAGCCUGUCCCACUCUGAGAGCAUGGAGGAGGAUGACCUGCCGCCUGGCUACCAUGAGGGCCUCCUGGCCAAGGCCCAAGGCUGUGGGGACGGCCAUGACCUGCUGGGCACCCCCCGGGGAGGGACGUCCCCCUACAACUCCCCAACACACAGACACGCCUACAUGAGGAGCACCACCACAGCCAGAGGUAAGGGCCAAGCAGACUCAACCAUAGAAAUAGAAUGACUAUAUAGAUUCUGUAGAUCCUAUUUCUAUGGUCUCAAACAGCUUUCAUAUCCCUGUAUGCUGAUAUUCACAUGCUUUUUACACGCUCUCUUGCUUCGGUCACACAAACUACAUUCUACAUUGUUAACUUAGCAACUUCAGUAAUCCCUCCCUCCUUCUCUCCCCCUUCCAGACAAUGAGCAUGUUGACUGCAGGACCCAGGGGCAGCAGGGUAUGGAGCAGGGCGUGCCUGACCGUAACGGAGUGGGUUACUCCACCAGGGGCCCCCAGGGGGACGGCUAUCGGCCCCGGGGCCAGCUACAGCGCCACCACACCAUCCAGACCUGUGACGACGCCUAUGUGAGUCUCUCAUGGUGCCAUAAUGUGCUCCGUUUGGGACAAUAGAUUUAGAAUCUACAGAAUCUCUCAGCCUCAUGUAGACCUCAAAGGAUUGGAUAGUUUCAUUGGAUAGGUCUUAGUUUACCUAGCACGAUGCACCGUGUUGCUCAUACCUAUCCUUUCAGAUCUAUAUGGCAUGCCUAGGGGUAGGGACUAGGGGUUGAUUUGGAAUUUAACAUUGUGUGUCUGUGUGCGGGCAUGCAUUUAUGUACUUAACGGGUCUUUCUGUACCUCCUCAGGACCAGGCCGAACCCAUGUCUGGGAUGAGCCUAUUGGCUGGCAAGGCUCUGAGCUCCGCCCGCAUGUCUGACAUCCUCAGCCAAUCAUCUCUGACAGGAAGCCAGCAGCUCCACCAGCGGGAAGAGUCAGGUCAGUGUCACGUGCACAUACACAUAUACAUACACACACACACACACUAAACGAGUUAAAGUGAGUGAAACAUGGCAGACUCAGUCGGGUCUAAGUAAAAAUAAUUUCUAUCACAUGACUAAUAUAGUAUAAUAAUAUGCCAUUUUAGCAGACACUUUUAUCCAAAGCAACUUACAGUAGUGCAUGCAUACAUUUUCUAUUGGUGGUCCCAAAGGGAAUUGAACCCAUAAUCCUAGCGUUAUAAAUACACUACCAGUCAAAAGUUUGGACACACCUACUCAUUCAAGGUUUUUUCUUAAUUUUUUCUAAUUUUUUUACAUUGUAGAAUAAUAGUGAAGACAUAAAAACUAUGAAAUAACACAUGGAAUCAUGUAGUAACCAAAAAAGUGUUAAACAAAUCAAAAUAUAUUUUAUAUUUGAGAUUCUUCAAAUAGCCACCCUUUGCCUUGAUCAAUCAAUCAAUCAAAAAAAAAUUAUAAAGCCCUUUUUACAUGCUAUACAGAAUCCCAGCCAAAAAACCCAAACAGCAAGCAAUGCAGAUGUAGAAGCACAGUGGCUAGGAAAAACUCCCUAGAAAGGCAGAAACCUAGAGAGGAACCAGGCUCUGAGGGGUGGCCAGUCCCCUUCUGGCUGUGCUGGGUGGAGAUUAUAACAGUACAUGGCCAUUAAGGCCAGAUUUUUCUCCAAGAUGUUCAAACGUUCAUAGAUGACCAGCAGGGUCAAAUAAUAAUCACAGUGGUUGUAGAGGUUUGCAACAGGUCAGUACAUCAGGAGUAAAUGUCACUUGGCUUUUCAUAGCCUGGCAUUUAGAGGUUGAAAUAGUAGGUGCGGUAUAGAGAGAUAGUUGAAAACAGCAGGUCUGGGACAAGGUAGCAUGUCCGGUGAACAGGUCAGGGUUCCAUAGUCGCAGGCAGAAGAGUUGAAACUGGAGCAGCAGCACGACCAGGUGGACUGGGGACAGCAAGGAGGCAUUAGGCCAGGUAGUCCUGAGAUAUGGUCCUAGGGCUCAGGUCCUCCAGGAUGGGAGGGAGAGAUGACAGCUUUGCACACUCUUGGCAUUCUCUCAACCAGCUUCAUGAGGUAGUCACCUGGAAUGCAUUUCAAUUAACAGGUGUGCCUUCUUAAAUAUUAAUUUGUGGAAUUUCUUUCCUUCUUAAUGCGUUUGAGCCAAUCAGUUGUGUUGUGACAAGGUAGGGGGAGUAUACAGAAGAUAGCCCUAUUUGGUAAAAUACCAUGUCCAUAUUAUGGCAAGAACAGCUCAAAUAAGCAAAGAGAAACGACAGUCCAUCAUUACUUUUUAAGACAUGAAGUUCAGUGAAUAUGGAAAAUGUCAAGAACUUUGAAAGUUUCUUCAAGUGCAGUCGCAAAAACCAUCAAGCGCUAUGAUUAAACUGGCUCUCAUGAGGACCGCCACAGGAAUGGAAGACCCAGACCAGCCUUAGAAAUUGCAGCCCAAAUAAAUGCUUCACAGAGUUCAAGUCACAGACACAUCUCAACAUCAACUGUUCAGAGGGGACUGUGUGAAUCAGGCCUUCAUGGUCGAAUUGCUGCAAAGAAAAUACUACUAAAGGACACCAAUAAGAAAAAGAGACCUGCUUCGGCCAAGAAACAAGAGCAAUGGACAUUAGACCGGUGGAAAUUUGUCCUUUGGUCUGGAGUCCAAAUUUGAUAUUUUUAGUUCCAACCGCUGUGUCUUUGUGAGACGUGGUGUGGGUGAACGGAUGAUCUCCGCAUGUGUAGUUCCCACAGUAAAGCAUGGAGGAGGAGGUGUUAUGGUGUGGGGGUGCUUUGGUGUGGGGGUGCUUUGCUGGUGACACUGUCUGUGAUUUAUUUAGAAUUGAAGGCACACUUAACCAGCAUGGCUACCACAGCAUUCUGCAGUGAUACGCCACGCCAUCCCAUCUGGUUUGGGCUUAGUGGGAAUAUCAUUUGUUUUUCAACAGGACAAUGACCCAACACACCUCCAGGCUGUGUAAGGGCUAUUUUAUCAAGAAGCAGAGUGAUGGAGUGCUGCAUCAGAUGACCUGGCCUCCACAAUCCCCCGAACUCAACCAAAUUGAGUCGGACAGCAGAGUGAAGGAAAAGCAGCCAACAAGUGCUCAGCAUAUGUGGGAACUCCUUCAAGACUGUUGGAAAGCAUUCCAGGUGAAGCUGGUUGAGAGAUUGCCAAGAGUGUGCAAAGCUGUCAUCAAGGCAAAGGGUGGCUAUUUGAAGAUUCUCAAAUAUAAAAGAUAUUUUGAUUUUUGGUUACUACAUGAUUCCAUAUGUGUUAUUUCAUAGUUUUGAUGUCUUCACUAUUAUUCUACAAUGUAGAAAAUAGUACAAAUAAAGAAAAACCCUUGAAUGAGUAGGAGUGUCCAAACUUUUGACUGGUACUGUAUAUAAACUCAGCAAAAAAAGAAACGUCCUCUGACUGUCAACUGCGUUUAUUUUGAGCAAACUUAACGUGUAAAUAUUUGUAUUAAAAUAACAUGAUUCAACAACUGAGACAUAAACUGAACAAGUUUAUUUUAUUAUUCCGAAAUGGAAUAAUGUGUCCCUGAACAAAGGGGGGGUCAAAAUCAAAAGCAACAGUCAGUAUCUGGUGUGGCCACCAGCUGCAUUAAGUACUGCAGUGCAUCUCCUCCUCAUGGACUGCACCAUCUUUGCCAGUUCUUGCUGUGAGAUGUUACCCCACUCUUCCACCAAGGCACCUGCAAGUUCCCGGACAUUUCUGGGGGGAAUGGCCCUAGCCCUCACCCUCUGAUCCAACAGGUCCCAGACGUGCUCAAUGGGAUUGAGAUCCGGGCUCUUUGCUGGCCAUGGCAGAACACUGAUAUUCCUGUCUUGCAGGAAAUCACACACAGAACGAGCAGUAUGGCUGGUGGCAUUGUCAUGUAGGAGGGUCAUGUCAGGAUGAGCCUGCAGGAAGGGUACCACAUUAGGGAGGAGGAUGUCUUCCCUGUAACGCACAGCGUUGAGAUUGCCUGCAAUGACAACAAGCUCAGUCCGAUGAUGCUGUGACACACUGCCCCAGACCAUGACGGACCUUCCACCUCCAAAUUGAUCCCGCUCCAGAGUACAGGCCUCGGUGUACCGCUCAUUCCUUCAACGAUAAAUGCGAAUCCGACCAUCACCCCUGGUGAGACAAAACCGCGACUCGUCAGUGAAGAGCACUUUUUGCCUGUCCUGUCUGGUCCAGUGACGGUGGGUUUGUGCCCAUAGGUGACGUUGUUGCCGGUGAUGUCUGGUGAGGACCUGCCUUACAAUAGGCCUACAAGCCCUCAGUCCAGCCUCUCUCAGCCUAUUGCGGACAGUCUGAGCACUGAUGGAGGGAUUGUGCGUUCCUGGUGUAACUCUGGCAGUUGUUGCCAUCCUGUACCUGUCCUGCAGGUGUGAUGUUCGGAUGUACUGAUCCUGUGCAGGUGUUGUUACACGUGGUCUGCCACUGCGAGGACGAUCAGCUGUCCGUCCUGUCUCCCUGUAGCGGUGUCUUAGGCGUCUCACAGUACCGGACAUUGCAAUUUAUUGCACUGGCCACAUCUGCAGUCCUCAUGCCUCCUUGCAGCAUGCCUAAGGCACAUUCACGCAGAUGAGCAGGGAUCCUGGGCAUCUUUCUUUUGGUGUUUUUCAGAGUCAGUAGAAAGGCCUCUUUUAGUGUCCUAAGUUUUCAUAACUGUGAACUUAAUUGCCUACCCUCUGUAAGCUGGUAGUGUCUUAACGACCGUUCCACAGGUGCAUGUUCAUAAAUUGUUUAUGGUUCAUUGAACAAGCAUGGGAAACAGUGUUUAAACCCUUUACAAUGAAGAUCUGUGAAGUUAUUUGGAUUUUUACGAAUUAUCUUUGAAAGACAGGGUCCUGAAAAAGGGACGUUUCUUUUUUUGCCAAGUUUAUUUUAUUGUGAAAUACACCGGAUAGGUGCAGUGAAAUGUAUUGUUUUACAGGGUCAGCCAUAGUAGUACGGCGCCCCUGGAGCAAAUUAGGGUUAAGUGCCUUGCUUAAGGGCACAUCGACAGAUUUUGGCCUUGACGGCUCAGGUAUUCGAACCAGCGACCUUUCGGUUACUGGCCCAACGCCCUAACCGCUAGGCUACCUGCCGCCCAACUGAGCCACCGAGGAUCAUACACAUGCAUUCACAAUACACACCAAAUACCAAUACCUGCAUUGAAUAUGGAGGAGUUCUUCAUACUGAAAGGCUGUGUAUCUGUGUGUUUUCUCCUGGCAGUGUGUGACGUGGAGGGAGAGCUCCACGCUGCAGUCUGCUACCCGUCAUCCUGCACCAGCA